ACUUCAUAGGACGCGUAAGUGCCUCUCAAACGCUGUCGUUUUGGUCAGUAUUAUUACUAAACCGAACCACAUCAUAGGACUCACUCUUUCUUCUUCUUCUCUCCCGACCGUCGCCGGAGGAGAUUUCCCGACAGCAGAAUCUGAGAGUCAAUAAGGGGGUUAGUAAGUAGAUGGAGAGACGUGUAACACACGGCUUCCCUGGUCCACAACCACCACCACCACAACAAGCUCCGUACUAUCACAACAACAACUACAACAAUCAUCAUCAUCAGAUUCACCACAACCAUGUCGCCGCAAUUGGAUUCCAGCAAUACCCACAAAACGACAACAGAGAUCAGCGUUUCAAUCAGCCGACUCCGCAGUUCGAUAAUCACUACCCCGCCCAGCAACAGCAACAGCAACAAGAGAAUAUGGGGGUUGAGGCUCCUCCAACACAAAGUAGUACUAGUGGGGUUAGUCCUUACGGCGGCAGCUUAAGGACGAAGAGACGCUCUCUAUCAUCAUCAUCAUCAUCUACCCCAGGAGGGCCAGAUCCUCCUACAAGUGAGGUGGGGAUUAGUAGUAGUAGUAUUGCCGCCAAGUUAUAUGUUGCCCCUCUCCCCAUCACUGCUACUGAAUACGAUGUGCGUCAGGUGUUUGAAAAAUAUGGGAGCGUCACCGAGAUCAUUCUACCCAAAGAUAAGAUGAGCGGUGAACGAGCAGCUUACUGUUUUGUUAAGUACAGAAAGUUAGAAGAGGGUAGUGCCGCCAUUGCUGCUUUAACUGAUCACUUUACCUUUCCUGGGGAAAUUUCUCCAGUCAAGGUGAGAUAUGCUGACGCAGAACGUGAACGGAUUGGUUUCUCAACAGUGCAACUUCCAGAUAAACUAUAUGUUAGAUGCCUCAACAAACAUACCACAAGAAUGGAAGUCCAUGAGGUAUUUUCUAGGUUCGGAAUCAUUGAAGAUAUUUAUAUGGCAGUCGAUGACAUGAAGAUUAGCCGUGGGUUUGCAUUUGUUCAGUUUUCUCGUAGAGAGAUGGCACUAGAGGCAAUCAAAGCUUUAAAUGGACUCUUUACCAUGCGUGGUUCUGAUCAGCCUCUAAUUGUUAGAUUUGCUGAUCCUAAGAAACCCCGUCUAGGUGAACCAAGGUCUAACUUUAACGGUCCACCUGCAACAACACAACAGUUGGACUCAAAUUGGAACCCACAACCAUAUCCUCAGUGGGGAAACAAAGAACCUGCAGCCCCCAGAGUCGUUCAGCCAAAUCAUUUCCCCCAGCAAAAUGGUCAAGCAGUAUCCGUGGUUCAGAAGCAGUUGCAUCAAGAUUUUGAGAAGCAUCAGAGAUCUGAGACUGCUAGCGUGGAGGCUAGAGGCGAUGGUCAGAAGAUUUCUUCUAGUCAUUCAAAUGCAGUCCCUGAAGACCAAAAUACAGAGAGCUCUGAGUGUGACUGGAGUGAACACACUUGUCCUGAUGGGAACAAGUAUUACUUCCAUUGUCUCACUGGCGAAAGCACGUGGGAGAAACCGGAGGAGUACUCCAUGUUUGAGAGAUGGUUGGAAGAGCAAACAAGGGUACAAGAAGAAGAUCAAAAAGGUGUAUCUCCCCAGUUAAACAACCAGAGCCAAGGGGAGCAAGUUCAGUCUGAUGUUUUGCAACAGACUACUAAACUCCAACAACCAUCCUUAUCCACAGCGGAUCAGGAAAACAAUAAAGUAUGUCCGGUAUUGGCUGUUGAAACAACCUGUUCAUAAAACGUAUCAGGUAAUGGAACCAGUUGAAUCUCCUUUAUUAAAAGAUGAGCUAACUCCAUGCUCGAUAUUCAAAACCACCAUCUCUCUCAGCAUCUUCUCUUGGUUAAGUUUUAUUAUCAAAAUGAGUUGGUGAGGUUCUGUUUCUUGAAGCAGGCAAUCCGAAUUCUGAAGCUCCACACAACAAUUGUUAUGACACUAGUCGCGGUAAUAUGGAGCUUGAGAGUCUUGUUCUGUAGAAAAUGUGUUAUGAAACUUUAAAAACUUUUGAGUCUUGUAAAAAAGAACAUUGAAUAAAGGACAACAACUUAGCUUCCCCUGUUUUUAUAGAUACAGAAAGACAUGGUUUAGUUUGCUUCUUCA
Molecule: messenger RNA, 2093 nt
Organism: Raphanus sativus (radish)
Lineage: Eukaryota; Viridiplantae; Streptophyta; Magnoliopsida; Brassicales; Brassicaceae
Product: flowering time control protein FCA
Exons: 13
Coding region: 171-1733 (520 amino acids)
Cellular component (GO): nucleus; cytoplasm; ribonucleoprotein complex
Molecular function (GO): protein binding; mRNA binding
Source: RefSeq, a predicted model, not a curated record